Molecule: messenger RNA, 2312 nt
Organism: Sceloporus undulatus (fence lizard)
Lineage: Eukaryota; Metazoa; Chordata; Lepidosauria; Squamata; Phrynosomatidae
Product: E3 ubiquitin-protein ligase TRIM39-like
Exons: 6
Coding region: 60-1499 (479 amino acids)
Molecular function (GO): protein binding; zinc ion binding
Source: RefSeq, a predicted model, not a curated record
AAAAGGUUUCCUUGUGGCACAACAUUACUUUCUCUUUUCAUUCCUUUUCCUGGGCAGUCAUGGAAGCUCUGAAUCCUGCCAGGGCCUUGCAAGAAGAACUCUUUUGCCCCAUAUGCCUGGAUUAUUUUACUGAGCCGGUGAUCCUGAACUGCGAGCACAAUUUCUGCAGGGCCUGCAUCUGCACUUACUGGGGCAGCCUGGAUGACAGAUUACCCUGUCCACAGUGCAGGAAAAGGUGCCACAAAGGGAAUCUCAGGCCUAAUACUCAGCUGGGGAAGGUGGCCGAGAAGGCCAAAGAGCUGGCAGCAGCCAGAGACUCGGCCCUGCCAAAGACCCCUACUCUGAAGAUAGCAAACAAGCCAGAGUUUGCUGCCAGAGAAGAUAUGUGCAAGCAGCACCUGGAGGCACUGAAAUUAUUUUGCAAGAACGACGAGGUCUUGAUCUGUGUGGUUUGUGACAGGUCCAAGGAGCACAGGCUCCACAUGGUGAUACCUGUGGAGGAGGCAGUGGAGGAGUACAAGGUGCAGUUUCAGCACCACUUGGCCACAUUGAAAAGUGAGAGAGACAGCAGGGAGAUACUUGCCAUAAACCAAGGGAAGAGACUAAAAAUGCUGGUGGGUCGUGCAGAAGUGGUACAGCAACGAACUGCCUGUGUAUUCCAGGAUUUACGGAAAACCCUUCAGGACAGGGAGAGCCAUAUCAUUCAGGGGCUAUCAAAAGUCACCAAGGACUUGAAGCAAAUGCAGCAGGCAAAUGAGAACAAGAUCCAGCAGGGAGCGCCACUUCUACGCAGUUUGAUCCUUGAGCUGGAACAAAAGUGUCAACAGCCACAUAUUGAGUUUCUUAAGGAUGUUGGAAGCCUCCUGAACAGGUGUCAAAGUUGGAGCUUUCCAAAGUGGACACCAGUGUCCACCAUAGAACUGGAAGAGAGGAUUUCUAAUUUUUCCCAUAAGAAGAGAGCCCUCCAGGAGCACAUGACUGAGAUGCGAGAAAUCUUGACCCUAGAUCCUGAUUCAGCUCAUCCCAACCUGGCUAUUUCAGCUAACCGGAAGACUGCAAGUCGCAAGGAUGUUUGCCCACCUCAUUGCAACAUGUCUAAAAGAUUCUACCCUUCUUUUUGUGUUCUGGGCUCUGAGGGUUUCACAGGGGGCCGUCACCACUGGUUGGUGGAUGUGAGAGGCAGAUGUGGUUGGGCCCUGGGUGUGGCUCAGGAGUCUGUGGAUAGGAAGAAGCCUGUGGUGCUUCAGCCAGAAUGUGGAAUUUGGGCUGUGGAGCUGGGCCCCUACCAGCUCUUUCCUGCAUUGCCAGCCUCUGAGGAAGAGACAGAGAUCCCGACCCGCAAGGUUCUUGUGAGCUUGGACUAUGAAGGUGGCCGGUUGACGUUCUCGGACUCAGAGGACCUAGAACCUCUCUUCACUUUCAGAGCCUCUUUCACAGAAAAGCUUUACCCAUUCUUUUGGCUGUGGUCCCCCAAGGCCUCUAUCACACUCUGCUCCUAAGGCAAAAGACAAGAGAAGAAGGUUGCCUGCAGCAAAAGCCAAAGCAGUUGGGCUCUAUAAAAAUAAAUAAUAAAACUUUAAUUUAUAUCCCGCUUUUUGUUUCCACAAUAAAAGCGGCAUACAACCUUUAAAAAUAACUCAGGAAUUUAUGGAAAAGAAAAAGCCCAUGGUACUGCAGCUUCAGCUGGUUAAAGAAAGGAGUGACUAUGGCUGCUGCCACACUGCAGAAUUAAUGCAGUUUGACACUGCUUUAACUCUCGUGGCUCCAUCCUAUGGAAUCCUAGCACUUGUAGUUUGUUGUCACAGCAGUGAUCUCGUCACAGAGAAGGCUAAAUCUUUCACAAAACUACAAAUCCCAGAAUUCCAUAGCAUUGAGCCACAGCAGCUAAAGCGGUGUCAAACUGCAUUAAUUGUGCAUUGUAGAUGCAGCCCAGGAGUUGUUAAAGAAACUACAGCUUCCACCAGUAGGGAUGGGCAAUACUGACAGUUUUCUGCACCUGGGUCACUCUGGCAGAAAAGCCAAAGAGUCAAAAGAAAACAAAAGUAAGGUUCAAAAUGCACUACAGAAAUAAUCCCAUUUGAGACUGCUUUAACUGCCCUGGCUCAGUGCUAGGGAAUUCUGGGAACUAGUUUAUUGUGGCACCAAAGCUCUAGCAUUGAGCCAGGGCAGUUAAAGCAGUCUCAAACUGGAUUAUUUCUGCAGUGCGUUUUGGACCUAAGUUGGUAGAAUUCCAUAUCUCAUUUUGAAAAGUUGUGUUUUUAAAAAAUAUUCAUUUUUUCUGCAGUCUGUUAAAAUAAAUUACUACUCCUGGA